Molecule: messenger RNA, 2559 nt
Organism: Larimichthys crocea (large yellow croaker)
Lineage: Eukaryota; Metazoa; Chordata; Actinopteri; Sciaenidae
Gene: snx5
Product: sorting nexin 5
Exons: 13
Coding region: 120-1319 (399 amino acids)
Biological process (GO): pinocytosis; retrograde transport, endosome to Golgi
Cellular component (GO): endosome
Molecular function (GO): phosphatidylinositol binding; dynactin binding
Source: RefSeq, a predicted model, not a curated record
GAGCGAGAAGAAAAAAAGCGAUUUGACAGCUUGUCAGCGGAGGGAGAGCUUCCUGCACAUAGUUUUGUUAUUUUGGUUGUCGGCCUGCUCUUGCUUAUUCCGUCGAUUUCAGUCCCACCAUGACAUCCACCAUAGACGAAAGCAACAAGGAAAAGAUGCGCUCUGUGUCUGUGGAUCUAAACAAUGAUGCUUCUCUUCUCAUUGACAUUCCUGAUGCACUCUGUGAAAGGGACAAAGUCAAGUUUACUGUCCAUACAAAGACCACACUCAGCUCUUUCCAGAAGCCAGAUUUCUCAGUUCCCAGGCAGCAUGAAGACUUCAUCUGGCUACAUGACACUCUGGUUGAGACAGAGGACUAUGCUGGACUAAUAAUUCCUCCAGCGCCCCCAAAGCCUGACUUUGAGAGCCCAAGAGAGAAGAUGCACAAACUGGGGGAAGGUGAAGCCACUAUGACCAAGGAUGAGUACACUAAAAUGAAGCAGGAGCUGGAGGCUGAAUACCUGGCUGUGUUCAAGAAAACUGUGCAAGUGCAUGAAGUUUUCCUGCAGAGAUUGUCCUCUCACCCCAUUUUGAGCAAAGACAGAAACUUCCAGAUUUUCUUAGAGUAUGACCAGGAUCUCAGCGUGAGAAGAAAGAAUGCCAAGGAAAUGUUUGGAGGGUUCUUUAAAAACAUGGUGAAGUCAGCUGACGAGGUCCUUAUCUCAGGAAUAAAGGAAGUGGAUGACUUUUUCGAGCAGGAGAAAACAUUCCUGCUCGACUACUACAGCAAGAUCAAAGAUUCCACUGCCAAAGCAGAGAAAAUGACCCGUGCACACAAAAAUAUUGCUGAUGAUUACAUUCACGUCUCUGCCACUCUGAGCAGUCUCUCUGCUGAUGACAAUACAGCAAAUAAGAAGCACCUGGAGAAAUUGUCCGACCUGUUUGAGAAGCUCAGAAAAGUGGAGGGAAGAGUAGCGUCUGACCAGGAGCUGAAGCUCACAGAGCUGCUGAGAUAUUACAUGAGAGACAUCCAGGCUGCCAAGGAUCUUCUGUACAGGCGAGCUCGGGCGUUAGCUGACUACGAGAACUCUAACAAGGCUUUGGAUAAGGCUCGACUGAAGAGCAAGGAUAUCCCCCAGGCAGAGGAGCACCAGCAGCAGUGCCUGCAGAAAUUUGACAAGCUCUCAGAGUCUGGGAAGAAAGAACUCACCAGUUUCAAGGGCAGGCGUGUUGUGGCCUUCAGGAAGAACCUCAUAGAGAUGGCUGAGCUGGAGAUAAAACAUGCCAAGAACAAUGUGACUCUAUUGCAGGGAUGCAUUGACAUGCUCAAGAGCAACUGACUUAAGUAUUCCUCUCCUACCAUCAAGUGACCAGUCAUAGCAAAUGGAAACCUGGCACCUCCAGGGCCUUGCAUGGACAUGAAUUUAAGCCCUAUCUCUGUUCCCACCCAUGGGUCUCAUGCCACUUUAAAACCCUGCACAGGACCAAGUGUCUCGUAAGCAGAAUGUCUUCAUGUUUACAGAGUCCCUGUCCUCUGGUCCGUGGUCCAUCCUUUUCCAUUAUUUAUGGAGGUCUAACUCAUCGUGAAUGCCUCCAGAGAAUGAGGCUGCAAACAUUAUGGUCUUCCAUUAUUAUACAGCACCUGUAGAGCUGAUUUUUUUUUCCUCUUAUUUCCUGUGUUCAUGUUAUGCACAAAAUAGAAUAAAUGCUGACUUUAACCUCCUGUCAUUUUUACACAAUUUAAACCUUUUUUUUUUUUUUAAAAAGCCUUCAAGAAUGUUUGCCAUACCGUACGUUUUAUGUUUCAUAUGCUUAGUCUCUCGGGACUUUUUGUUUGCUAAUAGAACAGUUUUAUAGAAGCAAAUCUAGUGCCUGGAAAAAAAAAAACUACAUCCUCAUGCUCUGCAUUCCCGAGCUCUGACAUUAUAGUGCAACUGAACCAAUCCUCUCGUAAGGAAACUCAUGACUGACUUGGAAGACAAGACCUUUUUAAGUGUUCUAAAAUAGCUGCUCUUCACCUCAGGAAUGGACAGUUGGAUUGGUCUCCACAUUCUUGUUUGUGAGUAGCUGGUUUAGAUCCCACAUCUGUCAAAAGCGCACAUUGGUUUUGCGAAUAUGGAUCAUAUGAAUCAGAAGAGCUCAGCAUAAAAGUAAAAUCAAACAUUUUGCUCUUGUUAGCACUCACAUUGCCCUGCACUUCAUGUAUUAUGUCCUCAGCAGCUUCAUCACCACUGCCAACUCUGCCCAACUCACUCUUUCCUUUUCAGUGUGUAAUUAUUGUUGCAUUCUUCUUUAUUUUGCCCAGAAUCCUCCUUUGUUACUGACAGGGUGUCAUGUAUCAGACCUGAUAUGUUUAUUUUAAACAGUUCAGAAAAGGAUGCACUAAGAAGAUGGAAAAUACUUUACAAUCAUGACCAGGCUCAGUGGAGUGUUAAAAUGCAUUAUAGUUUUUUAAGAAAUUGAAUGUAUUUCUAAAUGGAUUCCAACUGUGUGAAUUUCUGUACAUGAUGCGUUUCUUACAGAACAUUAGCAUUUUAUAAAUUUGUAAUAAUGACAUUGAAUAAAUCCUACUUUCCCAAG